AUGAGCCAUGCGCUCUUCUGGACCUCAGAGGACGGCCAGAGCCUCACCUUGGUGGAGCUUCCCCGCGUGCAGCUGCGCUUUGCCCCGGGUCCUGACCCUGGCGGACGCGGCCUGAGGCUUUUCUCCAAGGAGUUCGGAGGUUUCUAUUUGCUGGAUCGCAACGGCGUCCACGAUGCGGAGGCCUGGCAGGCGGCCACAGGAGACCCACGGGCCUCCGAUCUCGCCUCCUACCUCGCGAAGAUGCCUCAUGCCGUGGUUCUUCGCAGCACGGCGGGGGCCAUCCGAAUCCUGGUGACCAAUGCAGACGUCGUCAGGCCGGCGAUCAAAGUGAAGCCAUUCUCCACCGACCUCGUGGUGAAUCGCAAGCUCCUCGUGGCCCUGGGCCUGAAGACCUUCCUUUGGGACUUUCACGAGUCUGGCUCGUUGCUGCUCACUUCAUCGCUGAGUGGCACGCUUUAUCUUACUCUGUUGACAUUGCUUCACCGCGACUACUCCUCUGCGGCACGACUGGUAGGUUCGAUCGGAUUCGAUGAAGGCAUUUCGGCCGAUGAAGAGCGGCUGCUGAUUUUCAACCUCAAGUCCACCGUGACAGACCGUCAUCCGAAUGCGUCGGCAAUUCGACUGAAGCUGCUACUCGCGCUGAUCGCACACAAUCCAAAGCACUUCCUGCUGAAGCCAGAAGAGGAGCUCAUUGCCGGGGACUACGGGGACUAUCUC
Symbiodinium sp. CCMP2456 is the source of this 717-nucleotide messenger RNA. The record is from the annotation of a GenBank genome assembly. NCBI's taxonomy places the organism in Eukaryota, Dinophyceae, Suessiales, Symbiodiniaceae.